CUGAACGGCAACAAGUGGGCCUUCGGGGAAUUUGCAUGCGACCUAUGGCUUUCAAUCGACUAUAUUGUGUGUUUGGCAUCGAUUUAUACCGUAUUAGGUAUUACUGUAGACAGAUACUGUAGUGUAAAACAUGCAGCUUUAUAUCGUAAUUGGCGUACACCAGAAAGGGUUAUGAUGAUUAUUGCUGUAACAUGGGCUGUUCCUAGUGUACUUUUUUCCAUAUCCAUAUUUGGUUAUGGAACGUUCACAGGAACAGGACGAAUAUUAGCCAAAGAUGAAUGUUAUGUCCAGUUUAUGACCAAUGCUUAUUUGAAUAUGGGCAUGUACAUCUCAUACUAUUGGAGUACUUUGUUCGUUAUGUUAUAUCUAUAUUGGGGAAUCUACAGAGCUGCAAAGCAGCUGGCAUUGAAAAGUGAUCAGAAAACCAAAAGAUUAGCACUGUUAACGGAGAUGCGUAGACCUGAGAUAUCUGUAAGGACAAGUGGUAGAAGCAGCUCAGAUUCACCCGGAGACACAUCUGAUAGUAGCAAAUGUUUCAAAUCUUCGCCAUCAGUUCCUCCUCCGUCAUCCGUAUCUACUUUGACAAGAACAACCAUGACAUUACAUAAUAAUGCGUUUGGGAAUGCGAAUCGAAGUAGUAGUAAUCCAGGAAUUGCACAAACAGCCAGCAUCUCGAACAAUAAUAAUUCUCCUAAUUCCAAACCGACAACUUAUAGUAAUCCAAAUUUUGCCUUAUCCGAAACUGUUGUGGUAUAUCGACAAGAACCUUCUUCGGUGAUUGAACGCGAAAGCACUGCACCUUGUGUUAGUCCUGAAGAUUCUAAUGAUGAAGAAGAAGUUACGGAAAGUGAACGCCCACGUACUGUCUUUCAACCAGAUAUCUCGUUUCCAUUCAUCGAUGCGGAUAGUGUCUCUUCACUUGUGGGCAAUGACGACCUUAGAAGAUUAAGAUCAGUCAAGACACAUGAUCCCAGAGAGUAUCUGAAUCUGGACGAUGUUGCUAAAGAAAACUGCGCUGGUCCUAGCAACUGUAAACCUGCUGAAGAAGUUCCAUUGAUAGCGGUAUCACGGGUCGAGAGCGAAAAAUCCGCUAUAACUAGAGUUCGUCAAUUACUGUUAACAUUGAGAAAUCAUAGUAUGAGGAGGAGACGAAAAACGAACAAGAAGGAACCUUACAAGUCACGGUCAGAAAAUCGGGCGAGAAAAGCAUUACGAACUAUAACGUUUAUUCUCGGAAGCUUCAUUGUGUUAUGGACGCCUUUUUAUGUUCUAGCUACAGUUUAUGGAUUCUGUGAUUCAUGCAAGGAAUCUAAAGUCUUCAACCUAAUGUAUUCUAUUAGCUAUUACUUGUGCUACAUGAAUUCACCCAUUAAUCCAUUCUGUUAUGCUAUGGCCAAUCAGCAGUUUAAAAAGACAUUAACGCGCAUAUUCAAAGGAGAUUUCCAUCGAGUAUAA
Auanema sp. JU1783 is the source of this 1455-nucleotide messenger RNA. Lineage: Eukaryota; Metazoa; Nematoda; Chromadorea; Rhabditida; Rhabditidae. The record is from the annotation of a GenBank genome assembly.